UUUAUAUAUUUUCGUGGUUCCCCAAAUAAUUAUGAAAUUAUCGUUUUAGUCCCCUAUCUUAACCAAAUCUGGACCAUUCAUCUUGAUUUCCAAAUUCUCUCAAGCUACCACAUGGCAGCACCCUAGCACCCUCACGUAUCUCUCUCUCUCCCCACCCCGUGACCUCUUUCUCCUUCUUUCUUCUCUGCACUCACUCUCCCUCUCUCGAAGACCCUCUCUCUUUCACCCUUUGACCCACACCCGAGAGCACCCACGCACACCCUUCGUGGUACUCCGUCGACGGCAUCGUCAUCACCUUCUACACGCCGUCGUCUCUCUCUCUCUUUCUCUCUCUCCCGUCGCUGCGCAACUCGACGAAACCCCAAGAACCUCCGGCGAGUUCUUCAUGGGUUAUGGUUAGGAUUUAGCACGGAAUCAGCCCGGGAAUAGGCGCACCCAUCUCCGGCGAGACCGUGGGUGUCGAGAGGUUUUCCGACCACCACGGGUCGUUUCACGGCAAAUGGAAGUACUGAAGCUUAACUAAAAGAGGCAAUUGAUACGUCAAUGGCUACUCCGAAAGCGCACGUGGAAGAGAUAAGGAAGACAAAGUUCUCCAUUGGAAGGGAAGAGGCAAACCCUUUGACCGAGGAUCUUCACCAGGCUGUUAAGAAUCUCUCUGCUGAACUCUACGCUAAGGAUGUUCACUUCCUCAUGGAACUCAUCCAGAAUGCAGAAGAUAAUGAUUACCCAGAGGGGGUUGAUCCAUCACUUGAGUUUGUCAUAACUUCCCGGGAUAUAACAGCCGCGGGGGCUCCUGCUACUUUAAUUGUUUUCAACAAUGAGAAGGGGUUUUCACCAAAGAACAUCGAGUCCAUUUGCAGUGUUGGGCGUUCCACCAAGAAAGGCAACAGGAAGCGCGGCUACAUUGGGGAGAAAGGUAUUGGGUUCAAAAGCGUGUUUCUCAUUACUGCACGACCUUACAUUUUCAGUAACGGAUAUCAAAUAAGGUUCAGUGAAGAGCCCUGUGUGCACUGCAAUGUUGGCUACAUAGUCCCAGAAUGGGUUGAUGCAAACCCUACUCUUUCAGAAAUAAAACAGAUAUAUGGUUCUGGUUCUGGUUCUGCCCUUCCAACCACAACACUGAUCUUACCUUUGAAGGCGGACAAGGUUGAAGCCGUUAAGCAACAACUCUCUAGCAUGCAUCCGGAAAUUCUCUUGUUCUUAUCAAAGAUUAAGCGACUCUCGGUUAGGGAAGACAAUGUGAAUCCAAGGCACAACACUGUAAGUGCGAUAGCAAUAUCAAGCGAGACUGAUUUUGUCACCAGGAAGAACAUAGAUGCUGAAUCCUACACACUCCACCUUUCUGCAAAAGAAAAUGGCUACAAAUUUGAUACAGAAUGCGGCUAUUCUAUGUGGAAGCAGAAGUUUCCUGUCAGCCGGGAGUGCAGAGUGGAUAAGAGAAAUGAUGUAGAUGAAUGGGUGAUCACACUUGCAUUUCCAAUUGGAGAGCGCCUUUGUAGAGGAACAAACACAUCUCCUGGAGUCUAUGCAUUCCUUCCCACUGAGAUGGUGACAAACUUUCCCUUUAUAAUUCAAGCUGAUUUUCUUCUUGCCUCAUCAAGGGAAACAAUUCUUCUGGACAGCCAAUGGAAUAAGGGGAUUCUCGAUUGCGUUCCAACUGUAUUUGUGAAUGCAUUUAUCUCACUUGUCAGAUCUGAAGAAGAUGCUCCAGUUUCUACCUUGACUCGUAUGUUCAAGUUUCUGCCCGUUCAGAGCUCUCCUUAUGAAGGAUUGAAUGUUGUCAGGGAGUCUAUAAAGGCAAAACUUGUUGAAGAAAGCAUUGUACCUAGUGAGCCUCACAAGGAGCAGAAGUUCUUUUAUAAACCCCGUGAGGUUGGUAGGUUAAUGCCUGCCUUUUGGAAUAUUUUGAAGAAAGCGAAGAAGCAAGGGGUAAGCUUGGUUAAUCUGUCGUCUCAUGGAAAAUAUGUUCUGGCAUAUGCCUUUGACGAUGUGGAGUAUAACGAGAUACUGAAUUUCUUGGGAGUUGAAGCUGUGAACAAUGAAUGGUAUGCAACAUGCAUCCGGGGUACAUCUAAUCUUAUAACUGGGGUGCCAGAAGAUGUCUAUUUGGAGCUUCUACUUUUUAUUUCUGAAUUUUGGGGUUCUAAAUUUUCAAGCACCAGCAUCAAGAAUAUACCGCUCAUAAAAUGUGGGGGUUAUCGAAACAAAUCUCUGUGCAGCAUAAGUGCAAUCCAGAAAGGCGAAAGCAAAGUUUGCGUAUCAAGUGAUUCUUCUCAUAUUUCAUGGCUGAUUGACUGGAACAUGGAGUUUGCAUCUGUUUCCAAUGUUCUCUUUAUGCCAGGGACCACACAGGAAGCUCUCAGAUUGUGUUCUAGGAAGGAGACGUUGAAGAAGUGGCUUUUGGACCAAGUCAAGGUUGGUUCUGUAAGUAUAUAUGACUAUGCAGUCAAUCUCUUUGAUAAGUCACUUUGUGAGCGGAAGGUUGCUAUUGCAUUCGCCCACUUUUUACACCAGUCUUUGCGCAAGGGAUAUAUCUUAUCUUGGGAAGCUGUUAAUUUGUGUGCACUAAUGCCAUUGGUGGAUAAGUAUGGCAACAUCACCAGCACUAGGAAGGGAGUUCUUGUUCCAGCUAAAGGAAGCAAAUGGGCAGGACUGACCGACUCUAAUCUGUGGAGAAGAGAAGGCUAUGUUGAGUUGAACGAAGACUAUUUGGAUUCCGGUCAUUUUGCUGGUAGCUUUACACAACAGAAGGAGCUCCUUGGGUUUCUGAAAGAUCAUGCUAAAGCCUCAGAUAUCCCAAAUGUUUGUGCUCCCAGCGAUGGUAUAUCAUCUUUAUCUGCACCACUCAAUAAGCAAAAUGUAUUCUUGCUUUUGGACUGGAUUCGCCAGCUCAUGCGUGAAGCUAGCAUCCCUCAGAAGUUCUUGAUGUGUGUGAAAGAAGGUAGCUGGCUGAAAGUUACUUUGAAUGGUUCUCCUGGUUUCAGGCCACCAUCGCAGUCAUUUCUUCUCAAGUCAUCAUCGGGAAACCUUUUGCAGAAUAGCUCUGUUUUUGUUGAUAUACCGUUGAUUGAUCAAAGUCAUUAUGAUGGAAAGAUUAACGAUUACAAGGAGGAGCUGAAAAAAAUUGGAGUCAGGUUUGAGUUUGGAGAAGCGUGUGAAUAUAUGGGGAAGCAUCUCAUGUCUCUUGCUGCUGCUUCCUCUUUAACCCGUGGCAAUGUAUUUUCUGUACUACGUUUCAUCAGAUUUUUGAGAGAGAAACUUCUUCCACCAGACGAUUUUAUCAGCAGUAUUAAAGAUGGUCAGUGGCUUAAAACUUCCCUUGGCUUCAGGUCUCCGGUUGGAUCUGUCCUGUCGGAUGAUGAGUGGACAGUUGCUUCGCAAAUUAGUGACAUUCCCUUCAUAGAUGAGGCAUUCUAUGGUAAAGAAGAAAUCUGUCAGUUCAAAACAGAACUUGAGUUGCUUGGGGUGGCGGUCUCAUUCAGCAAAUGCUACCAACUGAUAAUUGACAACCUGAAGUCACAUUCUUGCUUGACUUCCUGGACACCUGAGGUUCUUCUAUUGAUGCUUAAAUGCAUGUGUCUUUCGAGCUCAUCUGAAAAACUUGUCAGUGCUUUGAAAGGAUCGAAUUGCCUAAAGACAAAAGCUGGUUACAAACGUCCAGAGGAAUGCCUCCUGUUUGACAAGGAUUGGGGCUGCAUUCUUCAGGUCUUCAGUGAUCUCCCAUUGAUUGAUCACGAUUUCUAUGGAGACAGAAUAUUUUCCUUCAGAAAUGAGUUGAAGAAAACUGGGGUGGUGGUUGAUUUUGAGGAUGCAGCAAAAGUAUUUGCCCGUUAUUUCAAGCAGCAUGCAUCUUCGACUUCCAUUUCAAAAGAAAACGUUGCAUCAAUUCUCUUGUGUUACAGAACACUGAAUGUAACUCCAUUUAAAUUUCCUGCAGAUCUUAAGAGCUGCAUUCGCGAGGUGAAGUGGCUGCGUACUCGCCUUGGUGAUUAUAGAUCUCCCAAACAGUGCAUUCUCUCUGGUCCCGAGUGGGAUUCCAUCUCUUCCAUAUGUCUUCUAUUCAUUGAUGAUUCUGAAAAUCAUUAUGGAAAGAACAUUCAUGCAUUUAAGAACGAACUGAAGAGCUUGGGGGUGGUUGUGGAAUUCAAGGACGGAGUCAAGUUUGUGGAAUCUUGUCUGUAUCUUCCCCAGGAUCCGACCUGCAUUUCUCGAGAAAAUGCAUUAGCAUUGCUUGAAUGUAUACAGAUCUUAUUGCAGGAGAAAGCCUACUCCCUUCCGGAGGCUUUCAGGGGAAAACUUUCUCAAGCAUGGUUGAAGACUCAUGCUGGUUACCGGUCUCCUAACCAGUGCUUGUUGUUUGAUUCGGAAACACAUUUAAAGCAUAAUGAUGGGCCUUUCAUCGAUGAAGAAUUUUAUGGCUCUAAAAUUACAACCUACAGAAAGGAGCUCGCUGCAAUUGGAGUGAUUGUCGAAGUGAAAAAGGGAUGUGCCUUGAUUGCUAGGCACCUUGAUCUACAGGAUGAGUUUUCGACAUUUGUUCGAGUAUAUAGUUACUUGAGUGAGUCUAAGUGGGUUCCACUGACGGAUGGAGAGGCUCCCCAAAGGAUCUGGGUUCCGAAAGAAAAUAAAAAUGGUGAGUGGGUUAGUGCAGAUGAAUGUGUUAUGCAUGACAAGGAUGGUUUGUUUGGUUCGCAGUUAACUGUUUUGGAGAAACACUAUGAUCAAAAGUUGUUUGGUUUCUUCUCUUCUGCUUUUGGAAUAAGAUCCCAUCCUUCUGUUGAUGAUUACUUGAAUCUCUGGAAAGUUUGGGAAAGUUCUGAAAGCGAAUUGUUGCAUGAUCAAUGCUGCAUGUUCUGGCUUUAUGUUUCGAAGCACUGGAAUUUAAAAACGGAGAAAAGUCUUGCUGAUGCCGUGGUGAAGGUACCGGUUUAUUCUCGCUCAGGUAAAAUCUUGUUGUGCAACAAGGAGUACGUUUUCAUUGCUGAUGACCUUCAGCUGCAGUGUCUUUUUGAACAGUCAUCACAGUCAAUAUUUGUUUGGUACCCUCAGCCAGGCUUGGCCUCCUUGCCUCGAACUAAGCUGCUUGAAAUGUACAACAAAAUUGGUGUUCGCACUAUUUCAGAAUCUGUGCAGAAGGAAGAAGUAUCUCUUGCAAAUGAUGCUGAAUUACAAAUAAUCCCAAGGGAAAGAUUGUUCGGAAAAGCACUGCUGAGGCUGAUUCUUGGAUUUCUUGCUGGUCCUCCCAUUGAAAUGGAAGUGGAGAAGAGGCGGAAAGCUGUCCGAGGUCUUGUAGACGUUGCUGUAUUGGAGACACCAGAACCAAUCGCUGUACGCUAUGAUCUGCCACUAUCUUCUGGUGAAGUUUUGAAUGUGAGAGGCACACGAAAGAUACGGUGGGACAGGAAGAAUUCCAAAUGCUUCAUCCAGAUGGACAAAUCUGGCCGGCAGAAGAAGACCGUUGAGUUUGCUACAUAUUUCGCCGAAGCAAUAUCUGAGUGUGUUCUGUGGGAGUUCACUGAACUUAUACCUGCACUUUCGGAGCUGAUCAGGUUGGCAUUCGUGCUAGAAUUCAAUGAGGAAGAUGUUGAUUUCUUGAUGAAGUCGAAGAAUUUGCAGAUCUUCGUUGAGGAUGUCGAGUUUCUGAAUUCUGCCUGCCCUUCUAACUAGUUUCUUUCAACAAUAAUUAAUAGUCUCUCUAAGCGGAUGAAUUGAACUCUAUUGUAUGCUGUUUUGGUUGUGUGCUUUUUUAUCGUUGGAUUCUCAUGUUAUUCUGAACAACUGGAUUUGCUUCUUUUAUCAUAUGAAUUUAUGAACCAUAUUUUCUCA
Malus domestica (apple) is the source of this 5826-nucleotide messenger RNA. RefSeq lists its product as uncharacterized. Lineage: Eukaryota; Viridiplantae; Streptophyta; Magnoliopsida; Rosales; Rosaceae. The record is from RefSeq and is a predicted model, not a curated record.